GUCAGCGGCGCUCAGGUCCAAGGGGCAAAUAGUACUCAAUGUGGCAUCUAGCGGUAUUGCAUCACUGCUUCUACCGGGAGGAAGGACCGCACACUCCAGAUUCGCCAUUCCACUGGAUGCAACAGAAGAUUCAACAUGCCACAUAAAGCCUGGAAGCCCGUUGGCGAGGCUCAUCGAACAUACAAGGUUGAUCAUUUGGGAUGAAUCGCCGAUGACACACAGGUAUUGCUUUGAAGCACUUGAUCGUAGCAUGAGAGAUGUCCUUCGCUACUCGCAUGAUUGUGAUUCUACCAUGCCCUUUGGUGGGAAGACAGUCGUAUUUGGCGGGGACUUCAGACAAAUAUUGCCUGUCAUUCCAAAGGGCACAAGACAAGACAUUGUGCAAGCGGCUUUGAAUUCAUCAUUUUUGUGGUCAUACUGCAGGGUGUUGAAGUUGACAAAGAAUAUGAGACUCGGGCGCGUGGGAGGAACAUCUUACACAAUAGAGAUUCAAAACUUUGCCGAGUGGAUAUUGAAGAUUGGAGAUGGAGUCCUGGGGGAUGGAGAUGAUGGAGAAUCCAUGGUUGACAUCCCUGAAGAAUUUAUUGCUCCUAUGGCGGAUGAUCCAAUUGAAGCUAUUGUUAAGAUCACCUAUCCCGAUUUUGAAAUGCACUGUAAUGAUGUUUCUUAUUUGAAUUCCAGGGCAAUUCUUGCGCCAACUAUUGAUGAACGUGACAUGAUCAACGAUUACAUGUUGGGAUUGACUCUAGGAGAGGUAAAGACAUACUUAAGCUCAAAUUCAGCAUCUUCUUCUGACUCAGACAGUGCACUCCUUCAAGAGAUCCACUCUCCAGAAUUUCUGAAUACCAUUAAAUGCUCUGGUGUGCCAAGCCAUGAACUGAAGCUGAAAGUGGGUGCAUCUGUGAUGCUAAUGAGGAAUAUAGAUCAUUCCUCCGAAUUGUGUAAUGGCACACGCCUCAUCGUCACUAAACUUGGAACUCAUUUUCUCGAGGCUCAGAUGAUGUCUGGAACAAACGCAGGACAAAAAUUUCUCAUUCCGAAGCUUAGCUUGACUCCAUCCGACCUAAAGCUACCGUUCACAAUUCAGCGUAGAGAGUUCCCUUUGAUGCUUAGUUACGCGAUGACCAUUAAUAAGAGUCAGGGGCAGUCUUUGGAGAGGGUUGGUGUUUUCUUACGUCGUCCGGUUUUCACCCAUGGACAACUUUAUGUCGCGGUCUCAAGAGUGACGUCUCCAUCUGGAUUGAAGUUUGUUAUAUGUGAUGAUGAUGGAAAACCGGCCAAGAAGACUAUAAAUGUGGUUUACAAGGAA
Molecule: messenger RNA, 1309 nt
Organism: Cuscuta epithymum
Lineage: Eukaryota; Viridiplantae; Streptophyta; Magnoliopsida; Solanales; Convolvulaceae
Source: the annotation of a GenBank genome assembly